Messenger RNA from Oncorhynchus gorbuscha (pink salmon), 2012 nucleotides. Its product is annotated as oxidized purine nucleoside triphosphate hydrolase. Gene Ontology annotation, molecular function: 8-oxo-7,8-dihydroguanosine triphosphate pyrophosphatase activity. NCBI's taxonomy places the organism in Eukaryota, Metazoa, Chordata, Actinopteri, Salmoniformes, Salmonidae. The record is from RefSeq and is a predicted model, not a curated record. Bases 189 to 659 code for a protein of 156 amino acids. The transcript is spliced from 5 exons. Gene Ontology annotation, biological process: DNA protection.
AGGUCAGUGCCCGACACAUUGAAUACGACCACAUGGCAGUGCCGGACACAUUGAAUACGAUCACAUGGCAGGCAUUUCUACAGUCAACGCGGGAUUGGAGAAAUUCGUUAUUUAUUCUGGAUAACUCUAAUCUACGAAAACCAUUUAAAGGACUAGAUUGACAACCUAAAAGUUGCUAUAAAGGUACAAUGUUGACCAACAAGCUGCUGACCCUGGUGCUGGUGGUGCAGCCUGGACGGGUGCUGCUGGGCAUGAAGAAGAGAGGGUUCGGAGCAGGGAAGUGGAAUGGGUUUGGUGGCAAAGUCCAACCUGGGGAGACUAUUGAAGAGGCUGCCAGGCGAGAACUGCAGGAGGAAUGUGGCCUCACAGUGGAUGCACUUGAUAAGAUUGGAAAUAUCAAAUUUGAAUUCAUCGGAGAAACAGAGCUGCUUGAUGUGCAUGUUUUCCGAGCUGACAACUACAAUGGGGAGCCAACAGAGUCGGAUGAGAUGCGGCCGCAGUGGUUCGACUCGGACAAGAUACCCUUCAGUCAGAUGUGGGUUGACGAUAUUCUGUGGUUUCCACUGAUGCUUCAAAAGAAGAAGUUCUUGGGCUACUUCAAAUUUCAGGGUCAUGACUUGAUCAUCGAACACAAGUUGGAGGAGGUAGAAAGGCUUUAAGACAGACUACUGACCUCGGACUCAUUCGUACUGUCAAAGAGCAUUCCCACAUGUUGUCUACCUAAAACAUCCCUGGAGAAAUACUGCAGAAUUCCUACUGAUUCCAGCUACCCUUGUUCAGUGCCAAGAAAUCCCCAGGUCUUUUGUAAAUUAACAAACACUUUGUUGCCAGUGACCAUAUGCCUGUGAAUCAGUAAUAAUAAUUCCCACUGAGCAAAAACAAAAUACUGGAUGUUUAAAUGUUGCUGACAUAUGUAUCGUAUUCCACUAUGUGUGUUUUAUGUUUCUAUAUUACACACUGUGUGUUUAAAGUAUGUGCGAAUGCAUUGUGCUCUUUAGUAAAGAAUGCAUCUCUUUUUUGUUACUUUAUCAAACAGGUGGUAAACUGGAAUGACAAUGAUUUGGAUUGUUACUUUAUCAAACAGGUGGUAAACUGGAAUGACAAUGAUUUGGAUUGUUACUUUAUCAAACAGGUGGUAAACUGGAAUGACAAUGAUUUGGAUUGUUACUUUAUCAAACAGGUGGUAAACUGGAAUGACAAUGAUUUGGAUUGUUACUUUAUCAAACAGGUGGUAAACUGGAAUGACAAUGAUUUGGAUUGUUACUUUAUCAAACAGGUGGUAAACUGGAAUGACAAUGAUUUGGAUUGUUACUUUAUCAAACAGGUGGUAAACUGGAAUGACAAUGAUUUGGAUUGUUACUUUAUCAAACAGGUGGUAAACUGGAAUGACAAUGAUUUGGAUUGUUACUUUAUCAAACAGGUGGUAAACUGGAAUGACAAUGAUUUGGAUUGUUACUUUAUCAAACAGGUGGUAAACUGGAAUGACAAUGAUUUGGAUUGUUACUUUAUCAAACAGGUGGUAAACUGGAAUGACAAUGAUUUGGAUUGUUACUUUAUCAAACAGGUGGUAAACUGGAAUGACAAUGAUUUGGAUUGUUACUUUAUCAAACAGGUGGUAAACUGGAAUGACAAUGAUUUGGAUUGUUACUUUAUCAAACAGGUGGUAAACUGGAAUGACAAUGAUUUGGAUUGUUACUUUAUCAAACAGGUGGUAAACUGGAAUGACUGAUUUGGAUUGUUACUUUAUCAAACAGGUGGUAAACUGGAAUGACAAUGAUUUGGAUUGUUACUUUAUCAAACAGGUGGUAAACUGGAAUGACAAUGAUUUGGAUUGUUACUUUAUCAAACAGGUGGUAAACUGGAAUGACAAUGAUUUGGAUUGUUACUUUAUCAAACAGGUGGUAAACUGGAAUGACAAUGAUUUGGAUUGUUACUUUAUCAAACAGGUGGUAAACUGGAAUGACAAUGAUUUGGAUUGUUACUUUAUCAAACAGGUGGUAAACUGGAAUGAC